ACUUGGCUUGUGAAGUGAAGAUUGAAGGAAAUCACGCAAGUAGUUGCUCAAGGAGUGUUGAGAUGUGAGAACAAGCUUGUUGAAGUUUAGGUUGCAUACCAUCGGCUAGAGGUCAAACUUAUGCUGCUUUGCUGGAACGUGCUCUGGAAUUUGGGCUUUGCAAUGCUUCCUGGAAGCGGAAAAUGAAGCAGGCCUUUUGAGGGCCUUCAAGGAAAAUUAAGAGCCUUUUGACUUGAGAUCCAAAAUUCAAUAAAAUCGAAGUGCUUCAAAUUCAGUAGCCAAUCCAAAACAAAUCGCGCCCCUUCCCAAUUGUCCCCAAAAAUACUUUUAAAUGCAUUUGCCGCCUUCAUCCCAUUACAUCCCACUUUUGCCUCCAGUUUAUAAGUUUUCACGAACCAGUCUUAGAUCCACAUACCUCUACGCCUUUCAUAUCAAUCAAACAAAAUCAUUACAUUCUCUCCGCCGCCUACGUCCGGGAAGAGAUGAGAGCCGCCGAGAUGGGCAGCGACGAGGAUCUAGAACUACUUUCGCCUUCCGACGAGACAUCUUCUCCUGUUCAAGAAAGAAAGUUAAAACGAUUGAAGAAGGUCAAAGCGGUUGUGGAGAAUCCGUCCCAAUUUGAAGCCCUAGAUUUCGACAUAUCCAAAGGCCAAGCUUUUGAGGAUCCGAAAUCGGGAUCUGGGUUCGACGGUUCUGAAGAUGAAAAUGAAUUGAGUUCCGGCUUUGAUGAGUUACGGGUUGAGGAAAACGGGUUAGGUUCUGUUGCUAAGCGGACGUUGGAUUUUGAUUCCCUGAACGAGCAAGUUGAUGGAGAAGGUGAAGAUCCGAGCCAAGAGUUGGAAAUUAGGGAUUCAGAAAGGAAGGAACCGGAAAAGAAGCGACACAGUUUUGAUGAACUGGAGAGUAAAGAGAAGAAAAAGAAAAAGAGAGUGAAAGGUGUCAGCGAUGAGGAGAUGCCCAUGUUACCAGAAAGAAGAACAGCCAAGGAAAGAAGAGAACAUCUUGCCCAACUUCGUGCUGAAUCUCAAAGACUGCUACGAGACACUAGAGAUGCUGCAUUUAAGCCAGCACCAUUGGUUCAAAAACCCAUAUCAUCAAUUUUGGAGAAGAUUCGACGAAGGAAGCUUGAGGUUUCAAAAAAGACACAUUUUUUUGUUGAUGAUCAUGAUGGUAAUUCAUGCAACGAUAUGGUGGAGCUUGAACUAAAAGAUGUUGCUAACGAGGAGAGAGGCAAUGAAAGGCCUAUCGAAGUUGAAAGUGAGAAGGCAACUUCAAAUCAUGGGAUUUCAGAUACCUUGUGUGCUGAUGAAAUAAAGAAUGUUGUGAAUGUCUCAAGUCAUAAGAAUCUUUUGCCACAGAUUGCUGUUGGUGAGGAAGAACCCAAAAAAACAUUUCGAGCUCCUGUAAAUGAUACUCAGGAUCUAUUUUCCGAUUCCCAAACAAGUGAUACUAAACAUGAGCUUGCGGAGGAGACCCCUACUAGCCCUUUAGAAGAAGUUCUGGCACCAUCAUUGCUUGCUUUGAACUUAAAGCUUGACUCUGCUCCUCCUGAUGACAUGUCAUCUGAAGAGGAGGAUAAUGACAAAGAGAACAUUGAUCCACAGCCACAAGAGUCUGUUGAUUUGUCUCCAACACCUAGUGGUGAUCCAGUUAAAGCAUUUGUUGAUGAAGAAGCUGAAGAAGAAGAUGACAGUGACAAUGACUUAGUUCGCUUCCAAGAUGACGAUAAUGAAGAUGAAGAUUGUGAAGAUUUAGAAGAGCUUAGGGAUAUGAUAGCAACUGGAUAUGAAGAAAAGCAAAGUGAUAUUGAAAGGCGAAUGGAACUCCAUCAGAAGUUGCUUGAUCAGCAGGAUGCUGCUAAAACAGAGCACUUUUUGCGGAAAUGGGGUCCGAAGCAGAGAGAAACAACCCUGCUUGAUGAGGAAGGAUUUGAGGAAGAUGAUGAAUAUGAUGAAGAAGAGGAUUUUCUUGAAACUACAGAAGAUUUUCCUCCUGUAAAUUUACGCAUGCAUAUAAACAAGAUAAAGGAAAUGAUACCACAAAUGUUUACAGAUAAGGAUGACAUGUACAUAUCAUCUGAUGACGAGGAAGCAGAAAAAAAACUCGUUGAACAGUGCUUGUCUGAGAAAGCUAAUCAGCAGGUUGAGCUCUUGCCACCAAUAGAGGAUGCAAAGUCCAAAGAGCUCUUUGGUUAUAUAAAGAAGGUGAAUGAUAUGCCUGACACCAGAAGAAAAGCCAAAACGUCAUCCUUUUCUAACAUGCUGUUCAUGGGAAAAAAUGGGAAUGCGUCCUCAAAGUCAUCUUUCAUAGGUAGGGGUUCAAAUUGUUCUAUACCAUCAUCUUGCAAGAAUGGAUCAGGCGUCUUACGCUCUUUCGUAUUUGAACGGGAAGACAGUAAUAGCAAAAGCACAGUCUCAAUGGCAGAAAAUUCUUCAGAUGUGAUUCAAAAGGAGAAUCGGCCAACGAAAACUGCAUCAGCCAAGUUUAGCAACUCACAAAUCAAAUCAAGUGCUCCACCUAGAAAAAAUGAAACAGAAACGACUUCAAGAGCUCAAUUAUUGGAAAUAUUAAGGCGUUCCUCGCUGCAUGCAACUCACUGCACUCGUAAUAGUAUUGUUGGCCACACUGAAUCCAUAUUUGCUGCAUUCAAGUUGGAAAAGAAAUCAACGGGACAUAAAGCCAAUGUAUCUGUAAAGACUCUCUAGAUUAUUUCGGCACCGAACAUUUGAUAUCAAAUGCGAUGGAUGUAUUUGUGCGUUAACUUUUGCUAAAUUUGACCCUGUGGAUACAAUGUCGGAGGUCGUAAAAUUAAUAUUGCAUUGGCUUGAUGGCUUCUCUCAGCAAACAAGAAGAGUAAUCAAAUAAUUUGUUUUUUAGGAUUAA
This is a messenger RNA of Durio zibethinus, 2883 nucleotides long. Lineage: Eukaryota; Viridiplantae; Streptophyta; Magnoliopsida; Malvales; Malvaceae. The record is from RefSeq and is a predicted model, not a curated record.